UAAAAAAAAUAGAAAAAAUCUAAAAAAUUCAAAAAAAAAUUGUGGUGAAAGAUGCUCAAGUGCGUGAUGUCCAUGCCAAGUUUCAGCUCAUUCGGAUAUCUGACGAGCUCUCAGCAAAAGAGACAAAAUCAGGUCCGAACAGUGCAAAACAAUAAACUUUUUCACAGGCCCAAAAUUUGUCUUUUUUGCUCAAAGCUCGUCAAAUGUUCAAACGCGCUGAAUUUUCGAGCGGACAUCACGAAAUCAAGCAUCUUUCACCACAAAAUAAAUUGAUUUUUUUGAAUUACUUUACUAUUUUUGGCGAACUUACUGUUCACUCCCGGGCUCAGAUGAGCCCGGGAGCCAAAACGCCCUGUCGGAGGAACCGUAUUGAAAGAGUAACUAUUUUUCCUUAACUGAGACCGGUCCGCUCCUUGUCCACCACCAAUUCUCAAGUGUGUCCAUGAUCAGUGGUGCCAUGUUUGGAAUGGCGAGAAGACCAAAGCACUUCUGCCAAACCUGACAAAACUUGCUUAGUCCGUCCACGAUCAGUUGAUACACUUUCUUUACAUCAGACGUUAGAAAACACUACUCCGUACACACAGAGAACACAUCCAAAUCUGUAACGAGAGUGAGGUAAAUUUAACAUAGGAAAUGAGUUGUUGAUACCUGAUAUUACCUUCUACAGUCAAUAAAGUCAUCCAUCUGCAAGCGUGCGUACUGAGCAAACUAAAACGUGAGAGGAAAUGUUCAGCUUCCUGUCAGUGAGCAAAUUUGAAAUGUUCAGCUUCCUUUCAGUCAGCAAAUUGUGCGGUCGAACAAUGGCUUAUAUUAAGCUAAUCGGUACCUUAAACUUUACGGCAGCUGUCAGAUACACUGAGAUGACUGAGAACUUACCAUUUUGACGGAAGGUCCAGCGGAAUUCCUCCUGGCCUUUUGACAAUUUGACAUUCGCCAACCACCCAAGGAAAGCAUGCCGUGCCACUAAGUCUAGGGCAUGAGAAUUUGUUUCCGUUCAGCGUAGACCAGCACUAAGUCUAAAAGCCACAUUAGGUGACGAGGCACCCAAAGACUUGCUGGAUGCCUGGAUCGUAUCAUGUUUAUAUACACCACAAUGGCACGCUGAUCAUGCAAGAAGCUAAUCAGAAAUAAAGCCAGGAUCAGCAAGAAGCUAAUCACAAAUAAAGCCAGGAUCAGCAAGAAGCUAAUCAGAAAUAAAGCCAGGAUCAGCAAGAAGCUAAUCACAAAUGAAGCCACUAUCUUUUGUUCUCCACCUUGCUUCGUUCCUUGCGCUCUUGCUCCACCAGCCUCAUCUGCUUGCAGCGCAGAGGCUCACAACCGGAUUGACACUCAGCCCCCCUGGCUACAUCACCUCCCCGUCAGGGGAAUUUGCCUUCGGCUUCCGGGCCCUCGACUCUGACCCCAGCCAGUUCCUCCUUGCUGUCUGGUUCAACUUCAACUUCACCCAGGCACCCGACCCUGCACAGGAGAAGGUGGUGUGGUAUGCCAAGAACCUGGGUUCAGGCUCGGCCGUAAUGGCCACGGAGUUGUCCGUGUUCAGCAUCGGUCCCCAGCUCUCCCUCACUGACAACACCGGUAGCAUAAUAUGGACGAACCCAUACCCUAGCCUACAAGCCGGCUCAAUUCUCGCGCUGCAAGACUCAGGCAACCUCCAGUUACUCGCCACCGGGGGAAUGCCCAUCACCUGGGAGAGCUUCCAGCACCCAACUGAGACACUCCUCCCAGGUCAAUCGUUGGGCUCUGGAAAGGCUCUUCUGUCCAGGCACUCCGACACGGUCUUCUUCCCCGGCCGCUACAGCCUGCAGGUGCAAGGCGAUGGUAACAUCGUCUUGUACCUCACAAACCUUGCCACCGGCAACCUGGAUUCGCACAACGCAUAUUGGAGCACUAACACCUACCAGCCGGACAACCAGGUCGGCAACAUGACUAUUUUUUUUUACUCAUCGGGCCAUCUGUACUAUCAGAGCAAUGACAGCACUGUGGUUGACCUGAUACCCCCGCAUCCAAAGUCUAGGUUUGCUUACCACCAGCACGCAUCACUCGAUCCAGAUGGCAUCUUCCGCAUGUACACCCGGCCGAAGAACGCCAUGGGAAGGAGAAACUUGUCGUGGGCAGUCACGGGACAGUUCCCAACCGAAUGUUGCAAGAUAAAUACCUCUAUGCAAGGUUUGUGUGGCCCCAACUCAUACUGUGUGUAUGGUCCUAACGACCGGCUCGAUUGUGAGUGCCCAAGCGGCUACUCCUAUGUCGAUUCUCAGCUCAGGUACAUGGGCUGCACACAGGGGUUCAUGUCGCAGAGUUGUGACGGGAAGAACCGCUCCGCCGAGUUUGGGGUUGUCAAGCUCCCGAACACCACUUGGGGAAACUCGCCAUAUGAAGGAUAUUCGCACACCACAGAGGACCAGUGUGCAGACUCUUGCCUAAAGGACUGCCUCUGCGCCGCUGCUAUGUAUGAUGACAGUUAUUGUGCCAAGAUGGUGUCAUUGGCAGGAUUUGGACGGCAAGGAGGAGACGUCGCCAUGAAGGCAUUGAUAAAGGUACGGACGAGUAAUCCCUUCGAGCUGGUGCCACCGAGAAGGAUAUUGCCUUAUGUAUUACUCGGUUGCUCGGGGUUCGUGUUGCUAUUCGCAAUAAGUAGUCUCAUGUUACAUUGGUACCUUAGGAAGCAGAACGCCAACCAUGACUUUGUGAGGGCUUACACUGCAAAAGAGCUUUACAGAGCCACCAAUGGCUUUUGUAAGUUGUUAGGCAGAGGUGGCUUUGGCGAGGUCUACCAUGGGGUGUUAAAGUCGCUACACUCUCCUGACAUAGCAGUGAAGAAGCUCAUCAGCUCCAAUGGUUACAGCGAGAGGGAGUUCGCGAAUGAGGUACAGUCCAUCGGCCAGAUCCACCACAGGAACCUAGUCCGCAUGGUUGGUUACUGCAAAGAGCAGGAGCAACGGAUGUUGGUGUUCGAGUUCAUGCCAGGUGGUUCCCUUCGGAGCUUCCUUUUCCAGCCUAAGCGACCAAUGUGGAGUUGGCGUGCCAAGGCAGCACUCGGUAUUGCCAAGGGCCUAGAGUACUUACACGAAGAAUGCAAUUAUCCAAUCAUUCAUUGUGACAUCAAGCCUGACAAUAUAUUGUUAGAUGACAAGAAAAAUCCGAAGAUUACUGAUUUUGGGAUUGCAAAGCUUCUUAGUGACCAGCAGAUGCACACCACGGUGACUAACAUCAGGGGCACAAGGGGCUAUAUUGCCCCCGAGUGGUUCCAAAGUGAUAGGCGCAUUGACACCAAGGUUGAUGUUUACAGCUUCGGCGUUGUGCUACUAGAGAUGAUAUGCUGCCGGAAGUGCCAGGAGCCGGUGACCGGGCUGGAUGGUGACGAUUCAGUCACACUGUUUUGGUGUGCUGGUCAGUUGGUCUGUCAUGGCAAGAUUAAGGUUUUGUUGCAUAAUGAUGACGACACCAUUGAGGAUUUGGUCAGAGUGGAGAGGUUCAUGCGUGUUGCACUCUGGUGCAUUGAGCAGAAUCCUUCGCUCCGUCCGACAAUGCACCAGGUGGUGCAGAUGCUGGAGGGCGUGGUUGAGGUCGACACUCUACCUGCUCCUAAAAGCUCCAACUGUUCAUCACCGUUGACCUCUUCGGUCGACGGGAGCACUCUGUUGCCAGGUGGUGCUAAUCUUGAGAUAGAGUGAUAUUCUGAUAGGCUGCAUCUU
Messenger RNA from Triticum dicoccoides, 3695 nucleotides. RefSeq names its product G-type lectin S-receptor-like serine/threonine-protein kinase LECRK3. Gene Ontology annotation, biological process: protein phosphorylation. Gene Ontology annotation, molecular function: protein serine/threonine kinase activity; ATP binding. NCBI's taxonomy places the organism in Eukaryota, Viridiplantae, Streptophyta, Magnoliopsida, Poales, Poaceae. The transcript has a single exon. The record is from RefSeq and is a predicted model, not a curated record. The coding region runs from base 1227 to 3674 and encodes 815 amino acids.